CCCUCCCGGCUUCGCAUUUCCCUUCGGCAGUGGGCCGGCGGCUCUGGGCACCAUGCUCCGGCUCCUGCGGUUGCUGCUGCUACUGCUGCUGCCUCCCCCAGGGUCCCCCGAGCCUUCCCAGCCCCCGGGCCUGGCCUCGUUGUCGCCGGGGGCGCCUCCCCAGGCCCCGGACUUGCUCUACGCGGACGGGCUGCGAGCCUACUCCGCUGGGGCAUGGGCGCCCGCGGUGGCGCUGCUGCGAGAGGCGCUGCGGAGCCGGGAGGUGCUGGGCCGCACGCGGCGGGACUGCGGGGCAAGCUGUGCGGCCGAGCCCGACGCUGCGCUCCCCGCCCAGCUCCUCGGAGCCCCGCAGCCUGCCUCGGGGCCCCGGGCCUGGGAACCGCUGCUCCUGCGCGCCACGCUCCGCCGCGCCGAGUGCCUGACCCAGUGCGCAGCACGAAGGCUGGGCCCGGGGGGCGCAGCGCGAUUCCGCAUGGGGAGCGCGCUGCGGGAUGUCUUCCGCCGACGGGAGCCUUACAACUACCUGCAGAGGGCCUACUACCAGUUGAAGAAAUUGGACCUGGCAGCUUCUGCAGCACACACCUUCUUUGUGGCGAACCCAACACACUUGCAGAUGCGGGAAGACAUGGCUAAGUACAGAAGAAUGUCUGGGAUUCGACCCCAGAGCUUCCAGGACCUGGUGACGCCCCCGUAUUGGGCAGCCUAUGACAGUGGCCUGGAGCUACUGGAGCAGCAGGACGUAGCACUGGCAUUGGCCAAGCUAGAGGAGGCCCUCCAGGGGAGCCUGGCCCACGUGGAGAGCUGUCGAGCUGGCUGUGAGGGGCCUGAGGAACAGCAGCCGGCUGAAGAGGAGGAAGAGGAAGGGAGCCAGGGGGCGCUGUAUGAAGCCAUUGCAGGACACUGGAUCCGGGUUCUGCAGUGCCGGCAGCACUGUGUGGCAGAUACAGCCACCCGUCCUGGUCGUAGCUUCCCUGUCCCCGACUUCAUUCCCAGCCAGCUGAGACGGAUGCAUGAGGCCUAUGCUCAGGUGGGGAACUUGUCUAAGGCCAUGGAAAAUGUCCUGAGUGUCCUGCUCUUCUACCCUGAGGACGAGGCUGCCAAAAAGGCUCUGAACCAGUACCAAACUGAGUUGGGAGAGCCAAGACCCGGCCUGGGACCACGAGAGGACAUCCAGCGCUUUAUCCUUCGAUCCCUCGGGGAGAAGAGACAGCUCUAUUAUGCCAUGGAGCACCUGGGCACCAGCUUCAAGGACCCAGACUCUUGGACCCCAUCAGCUCUCAUCCCUGAGGCACUGAGAGAGAAGCUCAGAGAGGAUCAAGAGGCGAGGCCCUGGGACCAUGAGCCUCCACAGCCGAAGUCCUUGCCCUACUGGAAGGAUGUCCUUCUCCUGGAGGGUGUGACGCUCACCCAGGAUGCCCAGCAGCUGAAUGGAUCAGAGCGAGCCGUGCUGGAUGGACUGCUAACUCCAGCUGAGUGUGGGGUUCUACUACAGCUGGCCAAGGAUGCAGCUGAGGCUGGAGCCAGGUCUGGCUACCGUGGUCGCCGAUCCCCUCAUAGCCCUCAUGAACGCUUUGAGGGCCUCACAGUACUCAAGGCUGCCCAGCUGGCUCGGGCUGGGACUGUGGGCAGGCCAGGUGCUAAAUUGCUUCUGGAGGUGAGUGAGCGAGUACGGACCUUGACCCAGGCUUACUUCUCCCCGGAACGGCCGCUGCAUCUUUCCUUCACCCACCUGGUGUGUCGAAGUGCCAUAGAAGGUGAGCAAGAGCAACGCAUGGACCUGAGUCACCCAGUACAUGCAGACAACUGUGUCCUGGACCCUGACACUGGUGAAUGCUGGCGGGAGCCCCCAGCCUACACCUAUCGAGACUACAGUGGGCUCCUCUACCUCAAUGAUGACUUCAAGGGAGGUGACCUGUUCUUCACACAGCCCAACGCCCUCACUGUCACGGCUCAGGUGCGUCCUCGCUGUGGGCGCCUCGUGGCCUUCAGCUCUGGUGGUGAGAAUCCCCAUGGCGUAUGGGCUGUGACGCGGGGACGGCGCUGUGCCUUAGCGCUGUGGCACACAUGGGCACCUGAGCACAGGGAGCUGGAGUGGGCAGAAGCCAAAGAGUUGCUGCAGGAGGAAGAGGAGGAGGAAGAGGAAGAGGAGGAAGAGGUCCUCAGCAGAGAUCCUUCCCCAGAACCCCCAAGUCACAAGCUUCAGCGGGUCCAAGACAAAGCUGGGAGGCUACUCCGGGUCCGAGAGGAACUGUGACUGGCUGAGCCAGCUUCUUAGGGAUAUGGCCACUCAUCUUGUGAAGGAAUCAAUGAGAAGGCCCUGUGUGACAGCAGAACCAGAAUGGCAUGCCCAUUUUGGGGACCUACAAGGGCUACCAAGCCCUAGACUCAAGCUUACUACACAGAUUUAGCCUAGGGCCCACCAGGCCUGAAAGCUAGGUCUGGCCCCAGCUGAGGGGCCUGCAGGGUCCCUAGGACAGACAAAGGUCAUUAUGCCUCCCUGAAAGGCAUGGCAAGGAUUGAAGGCUAAUUGCUUCUAAUAAGGAAGACACAGUGGAGACCAUCCCAUCCUCUCCUAACCUUUGUAAUAAAGAACAUGAAGAUCCCCAGCC
Molecule: messenger RNA, 2609 nt
Organism: Phodopus roborovskii (desert hamster)
Lineage: Eukaryota; Metazoa; Chordata; Mammalia; Rodentia; Cricetidae
Gene: P3h3
Product: prolyl 3-hydroxylase 3
Exons: 15
Coding region: 53-2254 (733 amino acids)
Biological process (GO): collagen metabolic process
Cellular component (GO): endoplasmic reticulum
Molecular function (GO): L-ascorbic acid binding; protein binding; iron ion binding
Source: RefSeq, a predicted model, not a curated record